AUGUCACUGAAUUUCGUCUCGUACGACGACGACUUCUGCGGAUACUGCGGCGCCAUCCUGGAAUUGCCUGCUCAGGCUCCUUCGACUGUCUCUUGCAAGGUGUGCUCAACGCGGUGGUCUGUCAAAGGUACUCCUUCACUCAAAUUUACUCGAGUCAAUAAUCGAAUUUCAGAAAAAAUUGACCAACUUGUGUGUCGGGUCGAAAAGAUCUACGAGCGAACGGUGGCAGACACAGACGGAAUCGACAAUGACGAGUCGGCAGAUGCUGUUGUCGAACACGUCUGUACGAAGUAUGCAAUUUGGACAGAUAUUCAGAAAUCGAUUCCCGUAUUUCCAGAUGCGGACACACUAAAGCCUCCUAUUCGACGAUGCAGACGAGGUCCGCCGAUGAAGGACAGACCGUCUUCUACACGUGUCUCAAGUGCAAGAAGAAAGACAUUGAAUACUCGUAA
Caenorhabditis sp. 36 PRJEB53466 is the source of this 452-nucleotide messenger RNA. Lineage: Eukaryota; Metazoa; Nematoda; Chromadorea; Rhabditida; Rhabditidae. The record is from the annotation of a GenBank genome assembly.